AGCUACUGCUCGUCUUGGGUCUUAGAGCUAUGCUGGCAGUCAACCCACCCAAGACUGCAAAGGGCAAGCGCAUCAUCAAGGCGCGAGAGUCGAAAGCAGCCGAAGGAGCCAAAAAAUGUAUCUUUGUCAGAGGCACGUCCACCAGUCAGCUCGUCAACACCGCACUGCGGGAUCUUGGUCAAUUGAAAAAGCCAGACGGUCUACAAUUUUCAAAGCGCAACGAUGUCCAUCCGUUCGAGGACGCAAAGUCACUCGAAUUCUGGUCUCAGAAGAACGAUGCCUCGCUCUUCUGUGUCGGCCUACACUCGAAGAAACGACCGCACAACCUUGUACUCGCUCGCCUGUUCGAGCAUCAGAUACUCGAUAUGCUCGAAGUCGGCAUCGAGCACGCGCGUCCCAUCACAGACUUCCCCGGAGCAAAAGUCGCGCCAGGCUUGAAGCCGAUGUUUCAUUUCGCUGGCGAGCUCUUCGAAACCCACCCGCUCUACAUUCAAUUUCGCUCACUGCUGAUAGAUCUGUACCAGGGCGAAGUCGUGCCUGCGAUCAACAUGACCGGACUCGAUUAUGUCAUCAGCAUCUCUGCUGGUCUGCCCGGCGAUGCGCAAGUUGGAUCUGACGCGCCCAUUCAGUCUAUUGUAGAUGACGACCUGCCUACCUCGGGCACAGCGCCCUCUAUCUUGCCACUCAUACACUUCCGAGUCUACAACGUCAGGCUGCUCAAGUCAGGCCAGAGGCUGCCUCGUGUCGAACUGUCAGAGAUGGGACCGUCUUUCGAUUUCAGACUGCGACGGCAUCGUGCUCCCGUGGAAGAGCUGUGGAAGCAAGCGAUGAAGCGAGCGAAGAAGCCCGCUGCGACAAAGGCCAAGAAGAAUGUCGAUACUGACGAGAUGGGCGACAAAGUGGGCAGGAUCCACGUGGGACGACAAGAUCUCAGCAAGCUGCAAUCGCGCAAGAUGAAGGCUCUCAAACGGACGACGGCAGACGAUACUGGUGAGGGCAGCGAUGGAGCGGCAUCGGGCGGCGAAGGCGAGGAUGGUGUGAGUAUGCCUGUAGCAUCAGUCAAGAGCGCAAAGAGACGUAAGCAAGAUGAAGCUUGAUUUGCAUAGUAGUGCUUGUACAACAACAGUGUGACCUCUUUUUGCCAGAUCGCAUCACUACCUCUCCUGCCUCUUUGCCAUGGUCAUGUCCAUCUUAGGUGAAAUGACAUCCUCGAAGGUCACGCCGAGCUUGAGCAACGUGGAUCUGUCAUCAUUGCAUUAGCUAUAACCAGACGAUUCAGAGCUUGCGGGUGACCUUAGCACUCGGGGAUCGUUCAUCAAUCGUUCUCGGACUUGCUUCAGCGUUGGCGGGUUGGCAUCAAACUUCAUCGUCCAGUAGCUGUGUGAUCGAGAAAGUGUAUCAGCUACAGAGCGAUAGACAUCUUAGCCUGGCGUGACGCACUCUCCCUGUGUUUGGGCUCUCGUCUCGCCAGGCAGACUCUUUGGAUCGAUACUCUUGU
Molecule: messenger RNA, 1498 nt
Organism: Mixia osmundae IAM 14324
Lineage: Eukaryota; Fungi; Basidiomycota; Mixiomycetes; Mixiales; Mixiaceae
Exons: 4
Coding region: 30-1097 (355 amino acids)
Biological process (GO): ribosomal large subunit assembly; maturation of LSU-rRNA from tricistronic rRNA transcript (SSU-rRNA, 5.8S rRNA, LSU-rRNA)
Cellular component (GO): nucleolus
Molecular function (GO): rRNA binding
Source: RefSeq, a predicted model, not a curated record